Messenger RNA from Geodia barretti, 516 nucleotides. NCBI's taxonomy places the organism in Eukaryota, Metazoa, Porifera, Demospongiae, Tetractinellida, Geodiidae. The record is from the annotation of a GenBank genome assembly.
AUGAUCGCCAUCGCAUUAAGCUGCGAACCCGAUCUCAUCAUCGCCGACGAACCCACAACAUCGCUCGAUGUCACCAUCCAAGCGCAGAUCCUCGACUUAAUGCAGACCCUGACCCGCGACCGCAACAUGGCCCUGCUCCUCAUCACCCACAACCUCGGCGUCGUCGCCCGCUACGUCGAACGCAUCAACAUCAUGUACGCGGGCCGCAUCAUCGAGCACGGUGCAUCAACCGACAUCUUCGAGAAGCCAUCUCACCCUUACACUGUCGGUCUCCUAAACUCGAUCCCCCGCAUCGAUCGCGACACACGUUCAAGUCUCGAACCCAUCCCGGGCCAUCCGCCGGACCUCGCGCGACUGCCCAUCGGCUGCCAUUUCGCCGAAAGAUGCCGCAACGCAUUUGACCGUUGCAUGAGCGAAUAUCCGCGGACCGUCCAAGUCGAGACACGCCACACCGCUACAUGUUGGGUUGCCGACGAAAUCUACAGCAACCACGCCGAACAACCCGCUCAUGUCUGA